GCGUUUGGAAAUCCCAUCAGUGUCAUUGCUAGAGCGAAAGCUGUGCUUUGGUGAGGACAAGAGCAGACCUCUGCCAAGCUCUGGACCCCUCUUGCCGCCCAGCAGUGUCCUUAAAAGAGUCAAGGCCUUCCUGCCGUCCAUGCAGCAGGCCAAUGAGCAGCUGGCGCAUGCCCUUGCGAGUGAGCCUGAAGGGCUGGACAUCGAGAACGUGGAGGAGGGACGCCCCCACAUUGAGAUGGAUCUUGCCUGUGGGGUUUUGGACCUCAAGGAUGAGCAGGCAGUCUCACUGGCUGAAAGGUCCCUGAGGGAUGGUCGGCCUGCCAAAGAGUUGCCUCCAGGCAGCCCUGAUGCAAGCAGCAGCAGCGAUGAUGAGGAUGAUGAGGGUGUGGAAGGGGAUGGAGAACCAAUGAGCAUGGAAGGGGAAGCAGCAUCUGGGAUUGCCGAUGUCAUCGACGGACAGCAGAAAGGCAGUCAGGGGCAGAAAGGCAGUCAGGGAGGUGGGCACAAGGGCCGGAGGCGAGCAGGAAUUGUGGAGCUGCAUGCAGAGAAGGAGAAGGCGCAAGACACUGCGGUGACAUAGCAGUAAAGUCUCCUGUUAAGCCUCUGAUGCUCACUGACAAAGCCUGUUUGCAGCAUUGCCCGGGCAUGUACUGCAUGCCCAACAGUGACAUCUUGCAUUUCAUAAUGGUUCAGUUGCUGUUGAGCUCUUUGAGUGAUCAGAAGGUUGCAGCCGCUAUGCACCAGAAAGAAAAGGUGCCCUUAGGAUAUUGCAACAACAAUUGGGACGAUCGUGGUCAUGAUGUGCAUGUGCAAUGUCAUGAUGGAGACUUGAUGCAACAACUGGAGCAUUUUUCUGGCGUUUUUGUUGUUGUUAAUGUGAACACUAAAAGUACUGCACAUGAUGCAGCACACAUGUAAGUCAUGCAGGUGAUC
Messenger RNA from Coccomyxa subellipsoidea C-169, 933 nucleotides. RefSeq lists its product as hypothetical. Gene Ontology annotation, biological process: box C/D snoRNP assembly. The transcript has 2 exons. The record is from RefSeq and is a predicted model, not a curated record. Bases 140 to 580 code for a protein of 146 amino acids. Lineage: Eukaryota; Viridiplantae; Chlorophyta; Trebouxiophyceae; Coccomyxaceae. Gene Ontology annotation, molecular function: box C/D methylation guide snoRNP complex binding.